Paramecium tetraurelia is the source of this 462-nucleotide messenger RNA. RefSeq lists its product as uncharacterized. The transcript has 2 exons. Lineage: Eukaryota; Ciliophora; Oligohymenophorea; Peniculida; Parameciidae. Gene Ontology annotation, biological process: nucleocytoplasmic transport. The record is from RefSeq and is a predicted model, not a curated record. Gene Ontology annotation, cellular component: cytoplasm; nuclear pore. Gene Ontology annotation, molecular function: GTPase activator activity.
AUGAGUCUUGAUCCUGCAGAACCACCUAUUCCUGAAGAUCCAGAAGAGGAGAUUAUUCCCUAUGUUGGUCCACCUAAACUAUUGCCAGUUGUAAUCAAAACAGGAGAAGAGGAUUUCGAAUAACUAGUUGCCUUCAAGUGUAAGCUUUAUCGUUUUAGAAACGAGGAAUGGAAAUAAAGGGGUUAAGGUAUCUUGAAAUUCUUACAGCACAAAGAAACUAAGAAGUGUAGAUUACUUAUGAGACAGGAUGCCACCUAUUUCAUUAGAGCUGAUCAUAUAAUUUCUGAGGCUAUUGUUAAAAGUUUGUUUCAUCAAUUUGGAUACGAAUGGAUUGGGUAGGAUCAUAGCGAUGGGGAAGCCAAGUUGGAAUAAUUUUGUGUUAAAUUAGAAAACGAGGAAGAUUUUGAUAAUUUCUAUCAAUAAUAUGAAGAAUGUCGUAUUUUAAACAAAGAUGAAGAUUGA